Messenger RNA from Hordeum vulgare subsp. vulgare (domesticated barley), 1458 nucleotides. Its product is annotated as tRNA (guanine-N(7)-)-methyltransferase-like. Gene Ontology annotation, molecular function: tRNA (guanine(46)-N7)-methyltransferase activity. Lineage: Eukaryota; Viridiplantae; Streptophyta; Magnoliopsida; Poales; Poaceae. The transcript has 8 exons. The record is from RefSeq and is a predicted model, not a curated record. Gene Ontology annotation, biological process: RNA (guanine-N7)-methylation; tRNA methylation. Gene Ontology annotation, cellular component: tRNA methyltransferase complex. Bases 35 to 892 code for a protein of 285 amino acids.
CGCCGCUGAAGCACCAGCCGGAACCGGCGCCAGAAUGGCCUGGACGGCCGCGGCCUCCCUGUGCUGCCGCCUCGUCCGCGCGCCCCCCGUCCGCGGCCGCUCUCGACGCCGGACCUUGUGCUCCGCCGCGCGGAGCACCGACGCGGUGGACAGGGAGUACGCGGACCUCAAUCUCCGCCCCCUCUACCCCAAUCGGGGCCAUCACCUUCGCAUCCGGCAGCACGUGAAUCCGCUCAGCGCCUUGUUCGUCGAGCCCACGGAGCCGCCUGAGUGGACGGAGGUGUUCGAGGAUCCCCUGCUGCCCCUCAUGGUCGACAUCGGCUGCGGGAGUGGGAGAUUCUUGGUUUGGCUAGCAAAGAACUCCGGUGAAAAGCGGAAUUACCUCGGACUGGAAAUCCGGCAAAAGCUGGUCGAGCGGACACAGUUCUGGGUUACAGAAUUGGGGCUUAGAAAUGUUUACUUUAUGUUUGCAAAUGCAACGGUGUCUUUCGAGCAAAUUGUGUCAUCAUACCCUGGUCCCCUAUCGCUUGUUUCAAUACUGUGUCCUGAUCCCCACUUUAAGAAAAGGCAUCACAAGCGAAGAGUUCUACAGACACCAUUGGUGGAUUCAAUCACAAAGAACCUUUGUCUGGGUGGGCGGGUGUUUGUACAAUCAGAUGUGCUUGAUGUAGCCACAGACAUGAGAGAAAGGUUUGAUGGAUACUCGGAUGUGUUUGAGCAUGCUGAUCGUGUUGAUAAAGAUCUUCAGUGUGACAACGAAGGCUGGCUUCUGGACAACCCUAUGGGAAUACGGACGGAGAGAGAAAUCCAUGCUGAGCUCGAAGGAGCGACCAUAUACAGGAGGAUGUACCAAAAGACGAGAUGUUUCUCACCAGAUUACUCCAUCAGUUAAGUGGAUGCCUGUGUGGCCAGGUAGUGCUGGGCUAAUGGCUGGUUUCUCUCUGCUUGAUUCGUUAACUUUGAGCACCAAUUUUCACAUUCCCUGGCAUGUCCCAAAGCAAAUUCUUAGUGAAUGAAUUGGGCCUUGUGCUUGUGAGGGGUUAAACUGGUCAAGGCUUGGCAUCUCUCCAAUGGUUGAUAUCCUUAGAUCUGAGAUCACCCUUCUGGCUGAGGAAGAAAGAUCACGGUGCAGUUAAUUUCAGUGUUAACCAUACACGAGGAUGUUUGAUUGACAUCUGCGAUUUGUAUCCAGGGUUGCAUUGGCCAUCUUAGUUAUGAUGAAAGGCAAGCAAGUGUCGUUGGCAAUCAAGAGCAUUGUAUUUUGCCUCUUUUUUUUAAAAAAAAAAGAGCAUUGCUGUUUGAUGUAUGGCCGAAUGUAAGAAACUUUGCCCUCAGUGGUCAGAAACGAUGGAUGGGCAAUUUCAUUUCACGCUGGUUCUUGUAGGAGGCCGAUACUUUUCUGCGCGCGAAAAAUGUUUACAUCUGCAAAUUCGUAUCAAUCCAAUAUGAAAAUAUACU